Molecule: messenger RNA, 642 nt
Organism: Entamoeba nuttalli P19
Lineage: Eukaryota; Evosea; Mastigamoebida; Endamoebidae
Product: ribosomal protein L24 protein
Exons: 1
Coding region: 1-642 (213 amino acids)
Biological process (GO): ribosomal large subunit biogenesis; cytoplasmic translation
Cellular component (GO): cytosolic large ribosomal subunit
Molecular function (GO): RNA binding; structural constituent of ribosome
Source: RefSeq, a predicted model, not a curated record
AUGAAAUUCAAUUGCAAAGUCAGUUCAAAUCCAAGCAAAGCUAGAAAAGCCCUUUACACUGCUCCAGCAAGUCAACGAGCUAUUUUGAUGAGUGCUAGACUUUCAAAAGAACUUAGAGAAAAGUAUAACGUUAUUGCUGUUCCAAUUCAUAAAGAUGAUGAAGUCAAAAUUAUUAAAGGACAUCAAAAAGUUGCUGGUAAAGUCACUGCUGUAAGAAGAAGCAAAUAUGUCAUUAAUAUUGAUAAGUUAACUAAGACUAAAGCCAAUGGACAAACUGUUCCAGUUGCUAUUAGACCAUCAAAUGUCAUUAUCACCAAAUUAUUCUUGAAUAAGGAUCGUGAAGCAUAUCUUGCUAAGAAAGCUGAAAGCAGAAAAUCAUACAAAGACCUCGUUGCUAAGAGAAAUGAAGAAGUAGCUAAAGUCUUCAAAGCCGCAUAUCCAGACCUUAAUAUGGAUAUCUUCGGAAAGAAAGUUGAACCAAUUACUGAAAAGAAACCAAUCAGAAUUCCAUCUAAGAAAAUGGCUGAAAAACUUAUGUCUAAACCAACUCUCAGAGCUUAUAAAACUGGAAUUAAGGUUCAUAAGGCUAAGAACGCCAUUGCUGCCUACAAAGCUGCACUUGCCAAGAAGAUCGCUAAGUAA